AUGUCGCUCCCCGAUUUCUCCCAGGCUGCUAACCUCACCAAGCUCGACGGCUACCUCGCCGACAAGUCCUACGUUGACGGCCACUCGCCCUCGCAGGCCGAUGUCGCCGUUCACGAGGCUCUCGGCAAGGCCCCCGACGCCGACAAGUUCGCCCACGUCGCCCGCUGGUACGAGCACAUCACCUCGUACGAGGCUGAGCACAAGGACCUGACCGGUGACAAGGCCAAGGCCGCCACCCUCCUCUCCUCCACCUUCGCCGCCGCCGCUCCCGCCGCUGCCGAGGACGACGAUGACGUCGACCUCUUCGGCUCCGACGACGAGGUCGACGAGGAGGCCGAGCGCAUCAAGGCCGAGCGUGUUGCCGAGUACAACAAGAAGAAGGCCGCCAAGGGCCCCGGCCCCGCCGCCAAGUCGCUCGUCACCCUCGACAUCAAGCCUUGGGACGACGAGACCGACAUGAAGGAGCUCGAGGCUUCCGUCAAGGCCAUCGAGAUGGACGGCCUCGUCUGGGGCUCCACCAAGCUCGUCGCCAUCGGCUACGGUGUCAGCAAGCUCCAGUGCUCCCUCGUCGUCGAGGACGCCAAGGUCUCGCUCGACGAGCUCCAGGAGCGCAUCAUCGACGAGUGCGAGGACUACGUCCAGUCCACCGACGUCGCCGCCAUGGCCAAGAUCUAA
Moesziomyces antarcticus is the source of this 675-nucleotide messenger RNA. RefSeq names its product translation elongation factor 1 subunit beta. The record is from RefSeq and is a predicted model, not a curated record. Gene Ontology annotation, molecular function: translation elongation factor activity; guanyl-nucleotide exchange factor activity. Gene Ontology annotation, biological process: translational elongation. Lineage: Eukaryota; Fungi; Basidiomycota; Ustilaginomycetes; Ustilaginales; Ustilaginaceae. The transcript is spliced from 2 exons. Gene Ontology annotation, cellular component: eukaryotic translation elongation factor 1 complex; cytosol. Bases 1 to 675 code for a protein of 224 amino acids.